Messenger RNA from Mesorhabditis spiculigera, 1860 nucleotides. Lineage: Eukaryota; Metazoa; Nematoda; Chromadorea; Rhabditida; Rhabditidae. The record is from the annotation of a GenBank genome assembly.
AUGGGCCUGGCCACCCGGCUGCUCUUACUACUGCUGGUCCGGGAAUGCCACCAAUUCUACGUCCCUGGGGUGGCGCCCGUCGAAUUCAACAUUCGUGAUCUCAUCGAAAUGAAGGCCAUAAAAUUGACAUCUACACGUACCGUGGUGCCAUUGGAAUACUACACGCUGCCAUUUUGCCGCCCGCCCGGCGAGCUUCAAUAUAAAACGGAAAAUAUUGGAGAAUUGCUGCGCGGAGAUCGAAUCGUCAACACCCCGCUUCAAUUCAAAAUGGGCCAGAACACGAGUUGUGCCUCGGCGUGCAAUGAAAAGUCGGAAGUGAGCAUCACCAAACAGGAGGCCAAGAAGUUGAUGCAGCGAAUCCACGAGGAGUAUCAUGUGCAUUUGCUUGUCGAUAACCUGCCUGUAUCGACAAAAUUCGAAUUCAACUCCGAUAAGGGAGUUGAGACGAUCUACGAUGUUGGGUACGCGGUCGGGUUUGUGGACGAGAAAAGCGGAGAUGUGUAUCUGAACAACCAUCUCGACUUUGUGCUAAAGUAUCACAAAGCCGAGGGGAAAUAUCGUGUUGUUGGGUUCGAGGUGACGCCGAGGAGUAUUGGGAAGCUGGAAUUUCAGGGAGAGACUUGCACCGAUAACCACAAGGGUCAGAUGUACAAAUUGAGCGAGCAGGACCAAUCAAUUCAAUGGUCAUACGCCGUGCAUUGGCAAGAAUCGGACAUUCCCUGGGCUUCACGUUGGGACGUUUUGCUAUCGAUCCGAAGCCAGGAUAUCCACUGGUUUUCCAUUCUCAACUCGAUCGUCAUUGUCCUCGCGCUAUCAGGCUUCCUUUCCGUCAGUAUCGUGCGCGCACUUCGCCGCGACAUCAACCAGUAUAACCGUUUCGACGAGGAGGAAGACGCGUUUGAAGAAACCGGCUGGAAACUUGUCCACGGCGAUGUUUUCCGUCCACCAAGGCAUCAGAUGAUUCUCGUCAACAUGGUUGGCACUGGUAUCCAACUCCUCGGAAUGACGGGUGUCACUAUUGUUUGCGCAACGUUUGGAAUGCUAUCACCGUCUUCUCGCGGGUCUUUGACCUCAGCGGCGUUGGUGUUGUACUGCUUGAUGGGGUUGAUCGCUGGCUAUCACGCCGGGCGGUUGUACAAGACGAUGAAGGGCAGGAAUCCGAUUCGAUGCGCUGUACAGACCGGUUUCCUGUUCCCGUCACUGAUCCUGGGCGGAGGAUUCAUCAUCAACUUCUUCUUGAUCUCCAAGAAUUCCUCAGGCGCUGUGCCCUUCGGGACAAUGAUUGUCUUGCUGCUAAUGUGGUUCGGUAUCGACCUGCCGCUUGUUUUUAUCGGCUUCUAUUUCGGAUAUAGGAAACAACCAUACACGCAUCCGGUGCGUACCAACCAGAUCCCGCGCCAAGUUCCCGAGCAACUUUGGUACCUCCGCUCCCUUCCGGCCACCCUCCUCGGUGGUCUUCUACCGUUUGGGGCAAUGUUCAUCGAGAUCUACUUCAUUUUUGCGGCAAUCUGGGAGAACCACUUCUACUACCUGUUUGGCUUCCUGACGAUCGUCUCACUCAUUCUGACCAUCACCACGUCUCAGAUCUCUGUUGUAUCUACAUAUUUCCAACUAUGUUCAGAGAACUAUCGCUGGUGGUGGCGCUCGUUCUACGUGAGUGGAGGGUCGGCUCUAUAUGUCAUGUUCUACUCGUUCUUCUACUAUUACGCGAAGCUGAACAUUGUCGGCUUCGUGCCGAUGGUGCUCUACUUCAGUUACAGUUUCCUGAUCGCAGUGACGGUGUGGUUCCUGACCGGGACGAUCGGCUUCUACGCCAGCUACUAUUUCCUCUGCAAAAUCUAUGGCCAGAUAAAGAUCGAU